Messenger RNA from Corticium candelabrum, 1124 nucleotides. RefSeq names its product nucleolar protein 4-like. The transcript has 5 exons. The record is from RefSeq and is a predicted model, not a curated record. Lineage: Eukaryota; Metazoa; Porifera; Homoscleromorpha; Homosclerophorida; Plakinidae. The coding region runs from base 152 to 1102 and encodes 316 amino acids.
GGGGAAUUUGACUGUAGUGCUAUUGGUAGACAAUGACAGAAAUUGCUACAAGUCAGCGACCGUUUCAGUCAAGUUCUUUACACUGCAGAGAGCGCGACCGUCGGAAUUCUUUCAAUUUCUUCUACCGUCGACGGCAUCAAACGAAGGAAGCAUGUCUGAAACCGACAACAAAUCAGCCAGUGAUGAACCAUCGGCUUGUGCUCCACAAGAAAAGUCUGCAAAUGGACUGGAAACAUCUACUUCUCUUCCUGCUUCCACAUUAGUCUUUCCAGCGAAUCCGGCCAUGAGUAUGCAACCUUUUCGUGCUGUACUUGUGAACAUCACUGGAUCGGAUGGCACCGUAAGGCAAGCCAUUCAACUAAAAGAAGUAACAGCAGCAAAUGGUUCGAGCACGAAUGCACAAUUUGCCACCAACAGUCAGACAAGCGAGUUUCAACCUUCAACUGUGGAUGAUAACGUACUGUCAUCGCCCUCGUCAUCUUCAUCACAAGUUGAGGUCAGUGCUGAAAGCAACAGGAGCAAGGACGUUGUCAGUGAACCUUGCACUGAGGUUUUAUCAGACUGUGAUCCGCCGGCAGCAAAGUGCAUCAAGCUGGAGCGACAAACACUACCGUCCUCUUACACGGCCAAAACAGAACGAGCAAAGCAGUACAAUAUGUUUAUUCGUCAGUUGGUUGAUGCCAAACUAGACAAGAAAAUACCUAUUUCGUUGCAGCCGAGGGAUCAGAUUCAAGAGAUCAUUGAUAUAGCUAGUAGUGAGUUCCCAGACUUCACUGACUGCACAAGAAAGAGAAUCCGCACAUACCUGAAGGCAUGCCGAAACAGCAAACCGAAGAGUGAAUCAUCGCAGUUGUUCAAUACGUCAACUGCCUUGUGUGAUCAACGAGUACCAGGAACAGCCUCUUCCAACUUACUGGCCUCACCGUCUGUUUCACUGUGUGUUGCUAAUACUACUGGAGCAUCUAUCACGUUCACAGAAGACAACUACGCAUCUAUCAGACAACUAAUUCAAGGAUACAAACAGUCAGCAACGUUUCUCGCCAAAGCGGCGGCAGAGCUAGAACAACUGCUUCCACCGUCGUCUUUGAGUCCGCUGUUGUAACACUUGAUAAUAUCUUGCCAUA